Aaosphaeria arxii CBS 175.79 is the source of this 1311-nucleotide messenger RNA. RefSeq names its product MFS general substrate transporter. Gene Ontology annotation, cellular component: membrane. Lineage: Eukaryota; Fungi; Ascomycota; Dothideomycetes; Pleosporales. Gene Ontology annotation, molecular function: transmembrane transporter activity. Bases 1 to 1311 code for a protein of 436 amino acids. The transcript is spliced from 4 exons. The record is from RefSeq and is a predicted model, not a curated record. Gene Ontology annotation, biological process: transmembrane transport.
AUGGAAGACUUAAAAGUUAACGAUGGCAUUGUCUCAGAAACAUUGCCUGGAUCACCCCCAGCGGGGUUGGAAUCGUAUGGUUUCGAUCAAAAGGAUACAAAAAGGCUCCUUAGAAAAAUGGACUGGCAUAUAAUACCAUUCAUGUCGCUUAUCUACUUGUUGUGUUUCCUCGACAGAACAAACAUCGGCAAUGCUCGUCUUGACCACCUCGAACAGGACCUAAACCUGCACGGUCUGCAGUACAAUGACUGCCUCGCAAUACUCUUCCCUUUCUACAUUGCUGCCGAGAUUCCCUCAAACAUGAUGAUGAAACGGACAAGACCAUCUAUCUGGCUUACCUUCAUCAUGUUUUUCUGGUCCGUAUCUAUGGUUGGCCAAGGAUUCGUCACAAAUUACUCGGGGCUCAUGGCAACCCGAGUUUUCCUCGGCGUGUUCGAGGGAGGAUUGUUUCCAGGCGUGAAUUUCUACAUCUCACAGUGGUAUCGACGAGAUGAGUGUGGGCUUCGAAUGGCCAUGUUCUUUUCGGCAGCAACUCUUGCUGGUGCCUUUGGAGGCAUACUUGCUAGGGGUAUUGCAGAAAUGAGCGGAGUUGGAGGGCGGGCGGCUUGGUCUUGGAUCUUCAUUUUGGAGGGACUGCUGAGUGUUGUAGUGUCUCUCGGGGCCUAUUGGGCUAUAUACGAUUAUCCGGAUACUGCCACUUUUCUUUCGCCUAAAGAGAGACACGAAGUGCAAACCCGCCUUCGGGAGGACACCGGCCACCUAUCAACAGAAUUCGAUUUCAAAUACGUCAGGCAGGCAUUGACCGACUGGAAGAUCUAUAUCCACAUGUUGAUCUGUAUGGCUGGAUUUUGUCCCAUCUAUAGCUUCGCGCUGUUCUUGCCUACAAUCAUCAAAGGCAUGGGUUAUACUGCGAACGAUGCCCAGCUGAUGAGCGUUCCUCCCUAUGUCUGUGCCUGCUUCUUCACCAUCCUUGCUAGCUACUACGCCGACAAAUAUCGACGCAGAGGCGUAUUCUUAAUGGGAUUCCAGAUCAUCGCCAUCGUAGGCUUUGCUCUCCUUGUUAGCAGCGGAAAUACCGCAGUGCAGUAUACUGGAACUGUCUUUGCUGCUAUUGGCAUUUACCCUCAGAUACCCCUCGGCAUGGCAUGGAAUAGUGGAAACAUCGGCGGGAGCCUCAAGCGUGCCACGGGAAUCGCAAUGCAAGUCAUGGGAGGCAACUGUGGUGGCAUCAUCGCGUCGUACGUCUACAUAAGUCGUGACGGCCCUCGUUUCAUCACCGGCCAUAGCAUUUUGAUUGGCUUUGUCAGGUAG